GAACGACACAAGAAUGUCCCAGAAGCCGAAGCACAAAUGGGGCUCAGUCAACUUCCAGUUUUUGUUUUGUUUUUAAUUCAAUUUGGAUUCCCACUUUCAAAGACAGUUUCGUAAACGACAGUGGACUUAGUGCUCUUGUUCCGAAGCGGAAGUGGCUUUGGUUUUCAAGCGGUACGGCGGCUCACAGGGCUCAAUGUUCGCAGCAAGCACCGCUGACGAUGGGAGACGGUGUUUGCGAGGAGCUCGAAGAUUUGGUUCAUUUCUCGGUGCACGACCUGCCGACCAGAGGCUAUGUCGUCAUGGAGGAAAUACGACGGCAGGGGAAACUCUGUGACGUCACGCUCAAGGCGGGCGAGCACAAAUUCAGUGCCCACCGCAUCGUGUUGGCUGCCUCUAUCCCGUACUUUCACGCCAUGUUCACCAACGACAUGGUGGAGUGUAAACAGGACGAGAUCCUCAUGCAUGGAAUGGACCCCAGCGCUCUGGAGGCUCUGAUCAACUUUGCGUACAGCGGCCACGUCGCCAUUGACCAGCAGAACGUUCAGUCUCUUCUGAUCGGUUCCAGCUUCCUGCAGCUGCAGAACGUGAAAGACGCUUGCUGCUCCUUCCUGCAGGACAGGUUGCAUCCAAAGAACUGUUUGGGAGUGCGCCAGUUCGCAGAGACAAUGAUGUGCACCACGCUUUAUGAUUCUGCCAACAACUUCCUGCACCAGCACUUUGUGGACGUGUCCUUGUCGGACGAGUUUCUCACCCUGAGGACGGACGAGCUGCUCGAGCUCGUCGCUUGCGAUGAACUCAACGUCAAAACUGAAGAGCAGGUGUUUGAGGCGGUGCUGUCUUGGAUCCAUCAUGAUCGUGUCAAACGAGAAUCUUUGCUGCCGGAGCUGCUGUCAAAGAUCCGACUGCCACUUUGUCGUCCUCAGUUCCUGACGGAACGAGUCCAGCAGGAAGAACUCGUGCGCUGCUGCCUUAAAUGCAGAGACCUCCUGGAUGAGGCCAAAGACUUCCACCUUAUGUUGGAGCGUCGUCCUCACCUGCCCGCCUUCAAGACGCGUCAGAGGUGCUGCACGUCCAUCAUGGCGCUCAUCUACGCCGUGGGAGGACUCAACGGCUCCGGCGACUCCUUGAACGUGGUGGAGGUGUUCGAUCCCGUGGGGAACUUCUGGGAACGCUGCCAACCGAUGAGGACGGCCCGCAGCAGGGUGGGCGUGGCCGUGGUCAACGGACUUCUGUAUGCCAUCGGAGGGUACGACGGACAAUCGCGACUCAGCACCGUUGAGGUCUACGACCCCGAGACAGACAGUUGGACCAGAGUGUCCAGUAUGAACAGCCAACGCAGCGCGAUGGGUACGGUGGUGAUUGACGGCCACAUCUACGUGUGUGGCGGCUAUGACGGAAAAUCUUCUCUUAACUCCGUCGAAUGCUACUCGCCCCACACUGACAGGUGGUCUGUGGUGACAGAGAUGAGCGCCAGUCGCAGCGCUGCCGGCGUCACUGUCUUUGAUGGACGCAUCUUUGUGUCCGGAGGACAUGACGGCUUACAGAUCUUCAACACGGUGGAGUAUUACAACCAUCACACGAACCGUUGGCAUACGUCGUCGUCGAUGUCGAACAAGCGUUGUCGUCACGGGGCGGCGUCUUUGGGCAGCCGCCUGUACGCUGUGGGCGGCUACGACGGUUCCGGGUUCCUGAGCGGCGCCGAGGUCUUCGGCGCGGCGUCUGGUCAGUGGAGCCACCUGGUGGCCAUGAACACACGCCGCAGCAGAGUGUCCUUGGUGGCGGCAUCGGGCCGCUUGUAUGCCGUGGGCGGCUACGACGGGCAGACCAACCUGGGAUCCGUAGAGAUGUUCAACCCCGACACGGCCCGAUGGACUUUUAUGGCGCCCAUGGCCUGCCACGAGGGCGGGGUGGGCGUGGGCUGCGUCCCCCUGCAGCCCACCUAAACAGGCCCGUCACAUUCCGUCGCAGCCGGCGGUUCCGCUGUCGGGUGACGAGGCCGGGUGUCGCGCUCGCACCGGCGACCGUAGCAUUAGCCGCUGUGGCCGAUGGUUAGUAUUGCGGCCGUGGCCGCUCCGAUCAGCGGCGGGCGGGCGCCUUGAUCGCGGUCGCGUCCGCGGUCGCUCGCCGCUUCCUCUGGUUUGGGACAGGAAGUGGCACCAUCCUUGUUGUCAUUUCACAAGGCUUUUAUUUUGGAAACAACAGGAAUUAUACCUGUGUCAUCAUAAGUCCAAAAAUCAACAACGUGUAGAGAUUGUGAAAGUGGAGCAAACUUGUUGCAAGUGAAAAAGAAAUAAAGUCGCUUACAGAAUGUGUGGUCAUCACUGAGUGUCAAAAAAAGACGUGGGCCGUGUUGGCGAUCACUGCGUCUGCUAUACAGUGCCCUGUAUAGUGUAGUAUAGUCGGCCGUUUUGUAGUGUUGGAUUGUGUCGUGAGUAUAUCAUAGUGUGUAUAUACCCUUCUGUAGUGCCCGUUUUGUAUCCCACGAUGCAUCUCGAAAAGUAGUGCGCAACAAUUGUCACCAGAAGUCCCAUGAAGUGCCGGUUAACGUUAGUUGUACAACACGACGAGACGGAAACUGCCUUAUUUGUAUUCACUUUGUAAAAUAUACUCUGCUUAAAACGGUA
Messenger RNA from Phycodurus eques (leafy seadragon), 2624 nucleotides. It is a transcript of the gene klhl18, whose product is annotated as kelch-like family member 18. Gene Ontology annotation, molecular function: protein binding. Bases 219 to 1943 code for a protein of 574 amino acids. The transcript has 10 exons. The record is from RefSeq and is a predicted model, not a curated record. Lineage: Eukaryota; Metazoa; Chordata; Actinopteri; Syngnathiformes; Syngnathidae.